Molecule: messenger RNA, 2049 nt
Organism: Clonostachys rhizophaga
Lineage: Eukaryota; Fungi; Ascomycota; Sordariomycetes; Hypocreales; Bionectriaceae
Source: the annotation of a GenBank genome assembly
AUGGUGAAGUUAUCCUUCGGGGCGGUCGCGACUCUCAUCGCUUCGGCCGCAUUCCCUUCCUUAGCUGUGGCCCAGAAGCUCCGUGUGCAAGUCUCAGUGGCGGACGGCAUCCUCAAUGGCACUGUAGACGGCCGCCUGGUGCUCAUCUUUGCGCCAGAAGGUGUCGAUCCUUUGGACGACACGGAUGUGACCAGCACGCCCAACCAGUUCUACGGGAUCAACGUGAAUCAAUUCGGCGAGGGCUCUACUGUUGUUCUAUCUGGGGGAAGCACUGACAACACCACCGUUGGGGUCUACGGCUAUCCUGAAGUGAGCCUGGAUGCGCUUGCGGCAGGGACCUACAACGUCCAGGCGUUCCUCACCAAGUAUGAGAACGCAACGCGAAGCGACGGCUCGUCCAUCAAUAUUCGCUUCCCCUGCGGCGACGGAUCAGCCAACAUCGAUGGCUUCGGCAGCCUCAAGACCACAGCGGCAAACAUGGCGGUGACCGGCGGCGAGCAGACGCUGGAGCUCACGUUCGACCAAGUCACCCCUGUCGAUGCCUUCACCGGCAAGGAGAUCGGGGAGUGCGCCCAGGGAAACUACGCAGACACAGAGUUCCUCAAGUACGUCAAGAUCCGCAGCGAGAAGCUCAGUGCCUUCUGGGGCCGCGACAUGUACGUCGGCGCCAACGUCCUCCUCCCCCACGGCUACGACGCGAGCAACAAGACGCACCGCUACCCCGUCAUCUACUCGCAGGGCCACUGGCCAGGCGGCCGCGGCGCGUUCCGCUAUCCCACCGCCGCCUUCUCCCAGGCGUGGGAGAGCGGCGUCAUCCCGGGGGACAACCAGACGAGCGCGCGGGAGGCGCCGCGGAUGAUCCUCGUCACCAUCCGCCACGAGGCACCGUACUACGACGACUCGUACGCCGUGAACACGGCCAACCUGGGGCCCUACGGCGACGCAAUCAAUGACGAGCUGAUCCCCCACAUCGAUGCCGUCUUCAACACCAUCGCCGAGCCGUACGCUCGCAUCCAGGAGGGUGGCUCGACGGGCGGCUGGAUCUCCAUCGCCAGCGUCAUCUUCCGGCCCGACCUGUUCGGCGCCUGCUUCUCGUCCUACCCGGACUCGCUGGACUUCCACAAGCACCAGGACAUCCCGCUAUACACCAGCAGCAACGCGUACAGGAACGAGGACGGCAGCGAGAUCGGGUCGAUACGCGAGUUUGUCGACAAGAAGGAGCACGUCCUCGCCACCGUGCGCCAGGAGAAUCACUGGGAGCUCGUCUUCGGCACGUCGUCCCGGUCCGCCAACCAGUGGGAUGUCUGGAACGCUGUAUUCGGCGUGCAAGGCUUGAAUGGGUAUCCCCUCGAGCCCUGGGACAAGAUCACGGGCGAGAUCUACCCCGAGGCGGUCGAGUACUGGAAGGAGAUGGACCUGGCAAACUACAUCCUCGAGAACUGGGACACCGAGCGCAACCUGGGCCAGGCGCUGCGCGAGCGCCUGUUUGUUUGGGUCGGCGAGUGGGACAACUACUACCUCAACGAGGGCGUGCAGCAGUUCCAGGACCGCAUCGAGGCCAAGGGCGGCGUGGGCUGGGCCAACGUUACGAUUCUGCCUGAGAAGACGCACGGCGGCAACUACCAGGCCCGCGAGAUCUGGAACUACCUCGAGCUGGUGUACGGCUGGAUCCAGGACCACGCCCCCGAUGGGAAGACGCCGCUGUCGUCCGAGGUGACUACACCCUCCGGGCGCGGAAACAUCUUCAGCGACGUCAUCUCAGUGGGCGGCCGCGAAGCUGCUCUGGCCCGCCAGGCGCCUCCCUCGAUCGAGGUCGAGGGAUCAAUCAUCAAGGGGACUGUCGGACGGUGGGACCCAGGUGUAGCACUGGAAGCACAGUGGAUUGUGGACGGCAAGCCCAAGUGCGGACGCUUCAAGGUCACGCCGGGCAGCGAGCUCAAGCACAAGACGAAGGCGAGCAAGAGCCGCAAGAUAGAGCUUUGGGUGACUGGGAGCAAGAGAGGCUACAAGACGGAGACGAGGCGAAGCAACAGCGUGACGCUGGAGUGA